Messenger RNA from Pollicipes pollicipes, 3061 nucleotides. RefSeq names its product cadherin EGF LAG seven-pass G-type receptor 2. Gene Ontology annotation, cellular component: plasma membrane. Bases 203 to 3061 code for a protein of 952 amino acids. Gene Ontology annotation, molecular function: calcium ion binding. Lineage: Eukaryota; Metazoa; Arthropoda; Thecostraca; Pollicipedomorpha; Pollicipedidae. The transcript is spliced from 17 exons. The record is from RefSeq and is a predicted model, not a curated record. Gene Ontology annotation, biological process: homophilic cell-cell adhesion.
AGAGAGCCGACGGAGACAAGACUGCGACUCGAGCCCUCAUCACACUCUGUUAACGUCCCUGGGAAACUUGUCUUCGCGGCUCACCGCAUCGCCAACCGACCCUGACUCGAACCAUGACCAGCUCGUGACUCCCAUGACCAGCUCGUGACUCUCACGACAGGCCCGUGACUCGCGAGCGACUCGGUGAUCGUCUUCUGCCUGGAUGGGGUUCGGUCGCGAGAGACAGUGGCGGCCCGGGCGCCGCUGGGCCGCGCCGGAGGUCGGCGAGCCGCUGGCCGACUCGCCGCCGCCGCCGCCGGAAGUGGCGUCAAUGUGCGGCUACGUGUCAUCGAGAGAUCGAGGCGUCACCCAGCGGACCGACCGGCUGCCUCGAUCGAGGCGCGAGCACGGCGGUGGGACUCGACGUGUGACGGACCCACGCGGGUCGGACGCGCCACCCGCAACCCUCAACCAGUGCCAAAGUCUUGCGGUGUCGAAGCCGUUGAACACGUGCUGCCACCUGUGGACGACACUUGCGUUAGUGUUCGCGGUGCUAGUGGCGCCAGUGUGCUCCAACGUGCCGCCUCGAUUUGUGCUGGAUGGUCAGAGUGAGAUCGUACUGAGACUGAGGGAGGGAUCACAGACGCCCGUUGGCAGCGUCAUCUACCGGCUGCGGGGUUAUGACCCGGACGGCGACCGGCUGCGGUUCGCCGUGCGAGGUCAGGUCGGGUCGCGGCUGCUGGAGAUCCGCCCUGUCAGCGACACCGAGGCGGACCUGGUGCUCCGGCGAGCUCUCGACCGCGAGCUGGAGGACGAGUACAGCGUGGUGCUGACGCUGACGGACGGGCGGCUGGGCGAGGCCGUCGUCACGCAGUCUCUGCUCGUGCUCGUCGAGGACGUCAACGACAACAGCCCGCUCUUCCUGCCGCACGAGCCGACGCUGACCGUAGCCGAGGAUGCCGCGCCGCGCGUGCUCGCCGUCCUCCAGGCUACCGAUCGGGACGAGGGUCCGUUUGGUCAGGUCGUGUAUCGACUGGUGACCGAGUCAAGCACCGAUAGUGAGCUGUUCUCGGUGAGCACCCAGGAGGGACGGGCUGUGCUGAGGCUGGAGGGUGCACUCGACUACGAGCGUCAGCCCUUCUACCAGCUGCAAGUGCUGGCAGUGGAUAGGGCGGCAAUCAACGCUCACACAGCCACGGCGGCGGUAGUGGUGCGAGUGGAGGAUGUUGCCGAUAGUCCGCCAGAGUUCGUGGUGGUGCCGCCCGUCACACGCAUUCCAGAAGAUCUUCCAGUGAAAUCCCAGGUCAUGCAAGUGAUGGCCAUCGAUGGAGACCGAGGAGUGAACGCGCCAAUAGAGUACGCCCUGUUCGGCGGCGGCGACAGCUUCGAGAUCGACGCCGCUAGUGGCGCCGUCUAUGUGGCGGGCGAGCUGGACCGGGAGAAGCGCAUCGAGACCAAUGGCGCCUUCAUCCUCACCAUCGGGGCGCGCGAGGCCGGCUCUGACGCAGAGCACGUGACCACGGAGGCCACCGUCAUCCUGACUGACGUCAACGACGAGCGGCCCACCUUCCGCAGCGCCACCUAUACGGCCGAGGUCAGCGAGUCGGCGCAACGCCAUCUACCGGUGACCCUGCUCGGCCCGGCCCGGCCCCAGGUGUACGACUACGACCAGGGCACCAACGGCACGUUCCGGAUGUACUUGGAGGGUGACGGCGGUAUCUUCGAGGUCACGCCGCCCGAGGGCGUAAAUGAAGCGACCUUUCUCAUCCGCGUGCGUGACCCCGCCGGGCUCGACUUCGAGAAGGUCAAAGAGCUCAACUUCAGCGUUGUGGCCGAGGAGGUGACCGCGGUCGGGGGCCAGUCAUCUCGAGCCCACGUCACGCUGUAUGUGCGGGACGCCAACGACAACGUGCCAGAGUUCGCCGAGACGCGCUACGUGGCCUCCGUGCCGGAAAACGUGCGGCGGGGGACGCUGGUUGCGUGGAUGCAGGCCCUGGACCCGGACUCUGGCGCGUUCGGAACGGACGGUGUCCGGUUCACCGGUCUGACGGGAGACAUCGCCCAGCAUCUGCGGCUGGACCCCGUGACGGGCAAGAUCACCAUGGCAACGGACGACCACGGCCUUGACCGUGAGACGACGCCGCGUCACCAGCUGACGGUGGAGGCGCGCGACGACGACGGCCGGGGCAACAGGAACCGCGUGCCUCUGGAGCUGGUGGUGACGGACGUCAACGACCGCGCCCCGCGCUGCCUGCGCCCGCUGUACCAGCUGACCGUGCCCGAGAACAGCCGGCGCCUGCCGCCGGCGCACCUGCUGGAGGCGGCCGAUGAUGACCAGCCCGGCACCCCGAACGCGGAGGUCGGCUUUCGCAUCCUGGCGGGCGACCCGCAGAGAAACUUCAGUAUAGAUGGCAGCACCGGCGAACUGCACCUACAGCGCCCUCUAGACUUCGAGGCCAUGUACGGCGACGGAGACACCCGCACCAUCAACCUCACCAUCCAGGUCUUCGACAAAGGGGAGCCGCCGCUCUCUUCCACCUGUCUGGUGCAGGUGCUGGUGCAGGACGUCAACGACGUGGCUCCGAGGUUCGAGCGGGCUGUCUACGUCAAGGCUGUGUCGGAAGACGCGCCUGGCGGCACCCACGUCAUUCAGGUGUCGGCACGUGACGGAGACGGCUCGUACCAGAACAGUCGCGUCGUGUACCGUAUCCAGCAUGGAGCCCAGGACAAGUUCGUCAUCAACUCCACCACUGGCGUCAUCACCGUCGCUCAGGGGGCCAACCUGGACCCGGACUUGAGUCGCCCCCGGGCGGCCCACUUCGAGCUUACGGUGGCGGCGCUAGAUGGCGGAAUCGGCGCCAACCAACUGGUAGAUGUCGCCACCGUCAACAUUACCAUCCAGGAUGUCAAUAACAAGCUACCUGCGUUCGUGGAGCCGGGCCUGGUAGCGAUCCCGGAGAACCUUCGCGUCGGCUCCGUCGUCCGCCGGGUGGCGGCCGUCGACAUGGACGCCAUCCCUCUCCUGCGAUACAGGUGCGCUGACUUGCAGGGGCGGAGUCAGCAUACGAUCUCGGGGCGGUGA